AUGACAGGAGGAAUAUCCGUCGCCGAAUAUCUCUUCCGCCGUCUGCGCAAGGCAGGAUUAAACGCCGUGCAUGGCGUCCCCGGAGACUACAACCUGAGGCUUCUCGACUAUGUGAUCCCCUCGGGACUCGAGUGGAUUGGAAACUGCAAUGAACUGAACGCUGGAUACGCCACAGAUGGCUACGCGCGUAUCAAGGGCAUCGGAGCGAUUGUGACAACGUUUGGUGUUGGCGAGUUGUCUGCUAUUAAUGCGAUUGCCGGUGCAUAUGCAGAGAUGGCACCGGUUGUCCAUAUCGUUGGGACUCCCCCGCAGAAUGAUCAGAAGAAUGGCACGAAACUCCAUCAUUCGUUCUGUCGUGGAAUGCCGGGUGACUUUAAAAUUUUUGCUGAGAUGUACGAGAAAGUCACUGUUGCGCAGGAGGAUAUUACGGAUGUUGCGAAUGCAGCUGCGCAGAUUGACCGUGUCAUUCGCGAGUGUUUACGCCAGUCUCGGCCUGUUUAUCUCCAGGUCCCGAUGGAUAUGGUUGAUGCUAUUAUCCCAGGCACUCCACUUGCACAGGCCUUGGAAGUGACCCCGGCCUCGGGCGAUCCAAGAGUCGAACAAGACGUUUGUGAUAUUAUCCUCGAUCGUCUGAGGACUUCCGAAAGACAGUUUAUCUUAGUGGAUGCGGGCACUUCGCGAUAUGGGCUUUCCGGUCAGACGGAUGUGCUCAUUAGAGCCACUGGGUUUCCAACCGCUACAACACCGUUCGGCAAGGGAAUCAUUGAUGAGACGCUGCCAAACUUCCAUGGAAUUCAUGGAACUGUCGGACCUCACACAUUCACUUCCUAUGUCGACUCCUGCGACCUUAUAAUCAAUAUCGGGCCCGCUCACAGCAACGUCAACACGUAUUACUUUGCCACCGUCCCCAAGCCGGAAAUAACCAUCGCAAUCGAGAGGGAUGCCAUUACCAUUGGCGGCCGCACAUGGAGUGUAUCUCCCCAACGAAUCCUCCAAAUGGUUCUCGAAACCUUAAAGGAGAACCCACUUCCCAAACCCGCCUCAUAUCCCGAGCUACCCAAUCUACGCCAUGCUCUCCAAUCCCUCCCACCAAACGACCCAACCGCCAAACUAACCCAAGACACAUUCUGGUACCGCAUGUCCUCCUUCUUCCACGAAGGCGACAUCAUCCUCACCGAAACCGGCACCGCUAGCAACGGAAGCCGUGACUUCGUCCUCCCAAAGAACACAACCCUCAUCAACUCCGGCAUCUGGCUCUCAAUCGGAUACAUGCUCGCCGCCACGCAAGGCGCCGCACUCGCCCAGCGACAUCUCGCUCAGUCUAAUGACCACCCCCUCUCAAAGGGCCGCACAAUCCUCUUCGAAGGCGACGGCAGUUUCCAAAUGACAGCGCAAGAACUAAGUACCAUCAUUCGCCAGAAAUUAGACGUGAUCAUUUUCAUCAUCAAUAACAACGGUUACACGAUUGAGCGACUUAUCCACGGUCCGCAGGAAUCGUAUAAUGAUGUCGCAUCCUGGCGAUUCUUGGAAGCACCGUCGUUCUUUGGUGCGGGCAAGGCUGAUACUGAUUAUCCGGUCUACACGGCGAGGGCGACUAACUGGGGAGAACUUGAGGGUGUUUUGGGGAGAGAGGAGAUGCGAGCGGGCAAGGGGUUGAGGAUGGUGGAGUUGAUAAUGGAUGUGAUGGACUCGAAUGAUACUUUGAGGUUGAUGCUGGAAUUGUGGAAGAGCAAGAAGGCUUCAUAA
Messenger RNA from Penicillium subrubescens, 1746 nucleotides. RefSeq names its product alpha-keto acid decarboxylase family protein. Gene Ontology annotation, molecular function: carboxy-lyase activity; thiamine pyrophosphate binding; magnesium ion binding. Bases 1 to 1746 code for a protein of 581 amino acids. NCBI's taxonomy places the organism in Eukaryota, Fungi, Ascomycota, Eurotiomycetes, Eurotiales, Aspergillaceae. The transcript has a single exon. The record is from RefSeq and is a predicted model, not a curated record.